CUUACCGUCCUGCACACUUUGUGGUGCAGGAAAAAACGAUUAGCCAGACUGUAACGUUAUAGGACUUAAACUGUGCUGUAGCCACUAGCUAGAACAUUUUACGAAAUAGCUGAAAGGGGACUUCUUUAAAGCAAGGGACAUCAAAUUGCUCAUAGCAAAUGAAGACUAUCAAGCUAACCAUGGAACUAAUUGAAGAUGAAUACACUUCUUUGUGCCCUGGAAAUUUGAGGAUGGAGGGCAGUGAGGGUCAAAGUUCUGCACGCAAAGGAUCUGGUGAUGGAGCGUUGAGCGCUAUGAAUUUAUAUGCCACUCUGGGGCUCUCUCCAGAAGACGUGGAUGCUCUGGCCAAGAUUCCAGAGAACGAGAUCAGUGUGGAGACACUGCCUUAUCUGAUAAUGCAACUGAAGGCCAGUCGAGCCAAGCAAGAGGAGCAGGGAGAGCCCUCCCCAAAGAGAGACGGACAGGAAGAGGAUACAGAUGUUAAAGACCGCGGCAGACGGGACAGUCCCCCUGCAUUCCGUCGCCAGUCAAGCAGCCAUAGUGACACUGACUAUAAGAAAGUGGAGGUGCGACCAGAGCAGGCCGAGGCAAGAAAAGAUUCCCACCACACUAGGCCCUCAACGGAAAAAACAUCAGACAGCCAACCUUCUUCCUAUCAAUUGGAAGAUUUUCAAGGAGUUGUGCCCAAUAUUUACCCACACACAUGCUCGCUAUGUUUCUGUAUGUUGAAUUCUACUAAGCAAUGGAAGGAUCAUCUCAAUGGAUUACGCCAUGCAGAGGGCUGUCGAGAACUCUUGCGUCUAUAUCCAGAUUGGGAAAAACAAGAUGUCCAAGGGAAGAAAAUACCAAUUUCCAUCCCAAGUAGAGAUGCUAAUUCACCGCCCAGAAGAGCGCCACGUCCUGCUAUGCCUUACAAGAGACAACAUAGCUCAGACCGCGUAGGAGGUGAAGUCUGGUCUGCACCAGAAAGACACCAUUUGAAGCCCAAGGCUGGCACAAAGGUGGUGGUUGCUAAAUAUCCCCGUGGGUCUGUUGCUGUUGAAGACUUGGUGACUUUGGCUAAGCCAUUCGGCACAGUUGUAAAACAUCUGGUGUUCCCCUGCAAGGGCUUUGUGGAGUUGGGUUCGCACAAAGAGGCAGUCAAUAUGGUGGAUCACUACAGUGAAAGCAAAGCUAUUGUGAAGGGAAAUGGUUUGACUCUGUACCUGUCACCUGUAGUGUGCAGUAUUUAUACGCCAAGGUCGGAUGAACCACCAGGAAAACGCCCCAACAAACAAGUUAGCAAUACAGUAGUUUGUUUUUCCCGCGUAUCUCCUGGGAAAGAAAGAGAAUCUGAGAUUCUCGAUCUUGCCAAGAUGUUUGGGGAUGUGAGACAUUCGUCAUUUUUAAGUGAUCAGGCCCUGAUUGAGAUGGUAGAUUGGAAGGAUGCUGACAUUAUGGUGAAGUACUACCACUCCAACCCCCUCAAGAUCAAUGGAAAGAGUGUCAAAGUCAGCUUGUCAUCGUCACUGAAGCAUCUGAGAGAAAGUCCUGACUCCACCACAUCCAGAAGAGCAGAUUCCAGUAAAAGCCAAAGCAGCAGACAGAAGAGCGAGGAGACCAGCAAGAACUCAAACUCCACAAACAAAGAGGGACCCAGUACAGGCAAACAACCUGCUGAGAAAGUGGUGGAACAAGGAAAAGGUCAACAAAGCUCCUCAGAGGAGGUUAAGGAAGAGGUAAAGCAGGACAUCAAGGACGAGGAGAUCAAGGAAAAGAUCGAGGAGGUGGUCAAGAAUGAGAGAAAGGGGGAGGACAUUAAUUUGGAAAACAAAGAUCCAGACAAAGAGAGCGUCCAGGUUGAAGAUGACCAAAGCUCGUUAGAUAAGUUUGGAGCUGGUGUUGAUACUAACGACUCUGCUCCUUCCAAAAGUGCCUCUCUGGUGGCUGACUCUAAAGAUAAGGGGGAACCUGAAAGCACAGAAUUGUUGGCAGACAAUACCUUGGAGGAUUCUGACCUAAAGGCUGCCGAUGAUCCAGCUCUGUGUGAUGCUGACGUCACAAUGGAGGACAUGAUGGAACAGGAGAGCUUUCACGAACAUGGUGACGAUAUGGAUGACAUGGAUUUCCCUGAUAACAUGGAUGAUUUUGUUACAUUGGAUGAACUCGACAACGAUAUUGGAGAGGAUGCGUCAAUGGAGUCAAAGGAUUCUUCAUGGGAUGGAAAAGUUGUCCAUAUUAGCCCAAUCAGAAAGGGCUAUAGAGACGUAGAGGUGGCCAUCUUGAAACUGGCAGAGCGAGCAAAUGUGAAAGUUGUAAACCGUACCAUAUCCUUCUUCAGACAGGAGGGAUGGUUAGAGCUUGAUACUACCGAUGAAGCGCAUAAGUUGGUGAAAUUCUACAAAGGCAAAGCACAGUUGUUGGGGAAACCUGUCGAUAUUAGAAUGUGCUAUUCACAGAAAAAGUUGGAGAGUCCCAGUGGGAGAUCCAUCUACAUUUGUUUGCUUCCACGGCAGAAGUACUCGGACGUCUCUCUGUUACGGCUUGCCCAACCUUUUGGGAAAAUCACUGGCUAUCAUUUGAACUGGGUUCAUAGAAAGUGUUAUAUCCAGUUUGAGAGUGUGGAAGCCGCUCAGAAAAUGGUGAAGAAGUGCUUCCAACGUCCUCCCAGAUUUUACGGCACCCUGAUAAGGGUCAGUUUGUGCAAAAAGGGAGACUCACUGAUAUCCUGGAAGCCUCCAGUCAAGUAUGAGCUGUGGUUGGCCAGUCAGAACAACAGAAGAACAAGAGAUCGCCAUGGAGAUGAGACUAAUGGCCAGUCAGCCAAAAGCCACUCUCCAGUGGUGAAAGAGAAGGAUGUCCAGCGACCUGUGUCUGAUAGUGAGGGGGUCUGUGUGGACCCUGAGGGUGAGGAGACCAGUGGUGUGGAAGCUGUCCCAGAGGGAGAGAAGAAGAAGAAGCAGCAGGAGCCUCUGGGUCCUUAUCAACCUGACAACCCUGUUGGGUUAGACUAUCUGGUGCCAAGGACCGGAUUCUUCUGCAAGCUGUGCAACAUCUUCUACACUAAUGAGAAAACAGCCAACUCAGUCCACUGUAGCAGUGAGGAACAUUACCUAAACCUGAAGAGAAAGAUGGAUGAAGAUAAACAGCCCUUAGCUGAUUGAGAGGGUUGCUGUCCACCUGUAGUCUUCCCAGAGGAAGAUUGGCCGUUUUUAGUAUAAACGUUUCUGUCCAGUUUUAACAUUCCAGUAUUUUCUGUUACUGUUGACAGCAUUGUUAUCCAUUUGAAAUUAAUUAAUGC
This is a messenger RNA of Salvelinus sp. IW2-2015, 3280 nucleotides long. RefSeq names its product matrin-3. Gene Ontology annotation, cellular component: nucleus. Gene Ontology annotation, molecular function: RNA binding; zinc ion binding. The record is from RefSeq and is a predicted model, not a curated record. NCBI's taxonomy places the organism in Eukaryota, Metazoa, Chordata, Actinopteri, Salmoniformes, Salmonidae.